Messenger RNA from Mandrillus leucophaeus (drill), 3888 nucleotides. RefSeq names its product glutamate receptor, metabotropic 8 (gene GRM8). The transcript is spliced from 12 exons. Gene Ontology annotation, biological process: G protein-coupled glutamate receptor signaling pathway; regulation of synaptic transmission, glutamatergic. The record is from RefSeq and is a predicted model, not a curated record. Gene Ontology annotation, molecular function: group III metabotropic glutamate receptor activity. Gene Ontology annotation, cellular component: membrane. The coding region runs from base 565 to 3363 and encodes 932 amino acids. NCBI's taxonomy places the organism in Eukaryota, Metazoa, Chordata, Mammalia, Primates, Cercopithecidae.
ACAUUACAGUAAAGAGGUUCAGAAAAGAGGGAGACUUCACCCGGAACUCCCAAGGCUUGGAGGUGUGAUCCCCCAAAAGUUUAGUCGGCGAAUGGGAGACUGAAGGGUGACGGGAAAGGGGCAGGCGCGCUCGGCGCUCUGACUGGGCGUGCGGCGGCAGGAUUUUAAAGCGCUCUGCCUCGGAUCGCCUGCCCCGGGUGACCUCCCAGACCUGCCCUGGUGGAAUCCGGACUUGCCCCGCCGAGAUGACGAGGAGUAAUUCUGCUACAAGGCUGAUUUCAAGGACAUGAAUUGUUGACCUCAUCCCAACAUCAGAACCUCAGAUGUUCUAAUUUUUGCACCAUUCCAGGCAAGUUGAUCUUAUAAGGAAAUAAAAUUGAACCUUAGGGGUCUGAUGGAAACUCACUGUGACAUUCAAAUCAAGAAAACUUGCUGAUGCCCACGGAGCCUUUUCCCCAUGGGCCCUGAUGGUAGCCUCCAGAAGGUGCAGCCUCAGGUGGUCCCCCUUCUUCUGUGGCAAGAAUAAACUUUGGGUCUUGGAUUGCAAUACCACCUGUGGAGAAAAUGGUAUGCGAGGGAAAGCGAUCAGCCUCUUGCCCUUGUUUCUUCCUCUUGACCGCCAAGUUCUACUGGAUCCUCACAAUGAUGCAAAGAACUCACAGCCAAGAGUAUGCCCAUUCCAUACGGGUGGAUGGGGACAUUAUUUUGGGGGGUCUCUUCCCUGUCCACGCAAAGGGAGAGAGAGGAGUGCCUUGUGGGGAGCUGAAGAAGGAAAAGGGGAUUCACAGACUGGAGGCCAUGCUUUAUGCAAUUGACCAGAUUAACAAGGACCCUGAUCUCCUUUCCAACAUCACUCUGGGUGUCCGCAUCCUCGACACAUGCUCUAGGGACACCUAUGCUUUGGAGCAGUCUCUAACGUUUGUGCAGGCAUUAAUAGAGAAAGAUGCUUCGGAUGUGAAGUGUGCUAAUGGAGAUCCACCCAUUUUCACCAAGCCUGACAAGAUUUCUGGCGUCAUAGGUGCUGCAGCAAGCUCCGUGUCCAUCAUGGUUGCUAACAUUUUAAGACUUUUUAAGAUACCUCAAAUCAGCUAUGCAUCCACAGCCCCAGAGCUAAGUGAUAACACCAGGUAUGACUUUUUCUCUCGAGUGGUCCCGCCUGACUCCUACCAAGCCCAAGCCAUGGUGGACAUCGUGACAGCACUGGGAUGGAAUUAUGUGUCGACACUGGCUUCUGAGGGGAACUAUGGUGAGAGCGGUGUGGAGGCCUUCACUCAGAUCUCGAGGGAGAUUGGUGGUGUUUGCAUUGCUCAGUCACAGAAAAUCCCACGUGAACCAAGACCUGGAGAAUUUGAAAAAAUUAUCAAACGCCUGCUAGAAACACCUAAUGCUCGAGCAGUGAUUAUGUUUGCCAAUGAGGAUGACAUCAGGAGGAUAUUGGAAGCAGCAAAAAAACUAAACCAAAGUGGGCAUUUUCUCUGGAUUGGCUCAGAUAGUUGGGGAUCCAAAAUAGCACCUGUCUAUCAGCAAGAGGAGAUUGCAGAAGGGGCUGUGACAAUUUUGCCCAAACGAACAUCAAUUGAUGGAUUUGAUCGAUACUUUAGAAGCCGAACUCUUGCCAACAAUCGAAGAAAUGUGUGGUUUGCAGAAUUUUGGGAGGAGAAUUUUGGCUGCAAGUUAGGAUCACAUGGGAAAAGGAACAGUCAUAUAAAGAAAUGCACAGGGCUGGAGCGAAUUGCUCGGGAUUCAUCUUAUGAACAGGAAGGAAAGGUCCAAUUUGUAAUUGAUGCAGUAUAUUCCAUGGCUUACGCCCUGCACAAUAUGCACAAAGAUCUCUGCCCUGGAUACAUUGGCCUUUGUCCACGAAUGAGUACCAUUGAUGGGAAAGAGCUACUUGGUUAUAUUCGGGCUGUAAAUUUUAAUGGUUGCCUCAGAGGGAUCCAGAUGUCUCUACCCUGGACAACUCUUUUUACUCCUUCAUUUUUUCAGUCGUUGCGCAGUGCUGGCACUCCUGUCACUUUUAAUGAAAACGGAGAUGCUCCUGGACGUUAUGAUAUCUUCCAGUAUCAAAUAACCAACAAAAGCACAGAGUACAAAGUCAUCGGCCACUGGACCAAUCAGCUUCAUCUAAAAGUGGAACACAUGCAGUGGGCUCAUAGAGAACAUACUCACCCGGCGUCUGUCUGUAGCCUGCCGUGUAAGCCGGGGGAGAGGAAGAAAACGGUGAAAGGGGUCCCUUGCUGCUGGCACUGUGAACGCUGUGAAGGUUACAACUACCAGGUGGAUGAGCUGUCCUGUGAACUUUGCCCUCUGGAUCAGAGACCCAACAUCAACCGCACAGGCUGCCAGCUUAUCCCCAUCAUCAAAUUGGAGUGGCAUUCUCCCUGGGCUGUGGUGCCUGUGUUUGUUGCAAUAUUGGGAAUCAUCGCCACCACCUUUGUGAUCGUGACCUUUGUCCGCUAUAAUGACACACCUAUCGUGAGGGCUUCAGGACGCGAACUUAGUUACGUGCUCCUAACAGGGAUUUUUCUCUGUUAUUCAAUCACCUUUUUAAUGAUUGCAGCACCAGAUACAAUCAUAUGCUCCUUCCGACGAAUCUUCCUAGGACUUGGCAUGUGUUUCAGCUAUGCAGCCCUUCUGACCAAAACAAACCGUAUCCAUCGAAUAUUUGAGCAGGGGAAGAAAUCUGUCACAGCACCCAAGUUUAUUAGUCCAGCAUCUCAGCUGGUGAUCACCUUCAGCCUCAUCUCCGUCCAGCUCCUUGGAGUGUUUGUCUGGUUUGUUGUGGAUCCCCCCCACAUCAUCAUUGACUAUGGAGAGCAGCGGACACUAGAUCCAGAGAAGGCCAGGGGAGUGCUCAAGUGUGACAUUUCUGAUCUCUCACUCAUUUGUUCACUUGGAUACAGUAUCCUCUUGAUGGUCACUUGUACUGUUUAUGCCAUUAAAACGAGAGGUGUCCCAGAGACUUUCAACGAAGCCAAACCUAUUGGAUUUACCAUGUAUACCACCUGUAUCAUUUGGUUAGCUUUCAUCCCCAUCUUUUUUGGUACAGCCCAGUCAGCAGAAAAGAUGUACAUCCAGACAACAACACUUACUGUCUCCAUGAGUUUAAGUGCUUCAGUGUCUCUGGGCAUGCUCUAUAUGCCCAAGGUUUAUAUUAUAAUUUUUCAUCCGGAACAGAAUGUUCAAAAACGCAAAAGGAGCUUCAAGGCUGUGGUGACAGCUGCCACCAUGCAAAGCAAACUGAUCCAAAAAGGAAAUGACAGACCAAAUGGCGAGGUGAAAAGUGAACUCUGUGAGAGUCUUGAAACCAACACUUCCUCUACCAAGACAACAUAUAUCAGCUACAGCAAUCAUUCAAUCUGAAACAGGGAAAUGACACAAUCUGAAGAGAUGUGGUAUAUGAUCUUAAACAAUGAAUAUGAGACUGCAAAAAUUCACUCCUGGAGAUCUCCAUAGACUACAAUCAAUCAAAUCAAUAGUCUUGUAAGGAACAAAAAUUAGCCAUGAGCCAAAAGUAUCAAUAAACGGGGAGUGAAGAAACCCGUUUAAUACAAUAAAACCAAUGAGUGUCAAGCUAAAGUAUUGCUUACUCAUGAGCAAUUAAAAAACAAAAUCACAAAAGGAAAACUAAUGUUAGCUUGUGAAAAAAAAAUGCUGUUGAAAUAAAUCAUGUCUGAUGUUAUUCUUGUAAGUAUUUUUCUGUGAUUGUGAGAACUCCCGUUCCUGUCCCACAUUGUUCAACUUGUAUAAGACAAUGAGUCUGUUUCUUGUAAUGGCUGACCGGAUUGAAGCCCUGGGUUGUGCUAAAAAUAAAUGCAAUGAUUGAUGCAUGCAAUUUUUUAUACAAAUAAUUUAUUUCUAAUAAUAAAGGAAUGUUUUGCAAAUGUU